GCGGCCGCUCCGAGCGUCGCUAAGCAACGCGUCGUCUCCAUGUUGCCGAGGCUCGGGGAAGACGCCGGGACCGAUUUACAGCCGCACACGUCCCAGCGGCGCUCCGGCUCGUAUGUGUCCGAAAACCGUCCCGGGGGUGAUGGUGAAGUUGAGGGCAAGGUGUCUGCUCGUCGGAGAUGCUGCUGUAGGAAAGAGUGCGCUCUGUCAGAUGUUCCGCAGUGAUGGUGCACACUUCCAGAAGAACUACAGUAUGACGACUGGAGUGGAGCUGCAGAUGAAAUGUGUCAACGUUCCAGAGAGCAGCGACAGUGUGGAGCUGUACAUAAUAGACACUGCAGGGAAGGAAACAUUUCGGGAAGCCUGUGAGAAGAUGUGGGGACAGCCAUCGGUAUUGUGCCUGGUAUUUGACCUGACCAGUGAGCAGUCUUUCACAAACUGUACCAUCUGGAUGGACAAGGUUCGCUCCCACUGCCAGGGCCUGAAUGUUCCAGCUGUGCUGGUGGGAAACAAGUCAGACCUCUCUGCAAGGAGGGAGGUCCAGUCAUCAACUGCCCAGGAGUGGGCCCAAAGCCAGGGACUGGAGUACCAUGAGACGUCCGCUAAGGAGAUGGAAAACUGCGAUGCACCAUUCCUCACUCUAGCCCAGGCGUUCCACUCUCUCUACCAAGACCAGCUCGAAACCAUCAAGAGCCUAAAACCUCCAGCCUAGGAUCCCCACCAGCCCUCUGUGACCAAGAUAAUCAAAGUUUCUGUCAAGUACCCAGAACCAUAAUCAUUUUGGAAAUUACUACUAAUUUAACUUUUUUUUUUUGAUUAUGAUAAAAGGCAAAAUCACCUGAAAUCCCUAGAAAAGGCUACAUGCUUGUUCAUUCAGUCGUCCUGAAUAAUUUGGACAGAUCGACAAUAAAUUCUGGUAAGUGAUAUUUUUGUGAGGCAGCUCAAGACAAAACCUGUUUUUUUCUGUAAAUACCCUUCCAGUUGUUUAAGAUGCCUUGCCAGCAGAGGUUGGCAUAUUAUGAAUGAUGUUUUUAUAAGAUCUUAAGUUUCUUAUUCUUUUAUUAAAACUCAUCUUGCCACAUUGUCUGUUUUCUGU
Lampris incognitus (smalleye Pacific opah) is the source of this 1093-nucleotide messenger RNA. RefSeq names its product intraflagellar transport 27 homolog (Chlamydomonas) (gene ift27). The transcript has 7 exons. Gene Ontology annotation, cellular component: Golgi apparatus. The coding region runs from base 113 to 709 and encodes 198 amino acids. NCBI's taxonomy places the organism in Eukaryota, Metazoa, Chordata, Actinopteri, Lampriformes, Lampridae. Gene Ontology annotation, molecular function: GTP binding; GTPase activity. The record is from RefSeq and is a predicted model, not a curated record.